AUGUUGAAGUUCAAAAAGAUGGGAUCGGAUAAAGUGCCCUUGCUACUUGUUACUGCAAAUGUGGGAUCAAUAUUUGAGGAUCCGUCAGUAAUGCUACCGAUAUGGACGUCGGAGUUCCUCCAAGCGGUCGCCCGCAUGGACCCAAAGUUCAUUGCCCUCCAUCUUCAAGAAGUGGGGGGCAAAGCUUAUGAAAAGUCUAUGCAGUACGUUCAAGAUUUCGUGCAGAGACUGUGCGAUUGUCCAGAAUUGAGGCUGUAUGACAAGAUCAGGAUAUUCCUGGACGAAGAUUUUAGCUCGCCCGAGAAGUUUACAGCAUUAGGCAACAUGUACUUUGCCCAUUCAUCGUUAACUGACCUGAAGAUAUGGGACUUCGAUCUGAAGGCAUACGUUGACGUUCAGGGCAAGGAGGUGCACAGCGGGAAUAUUGAGAAGGUCACCACUAAAGAGAAGGCCAAGUUUCCACAACAUUUUUUCCCUGAGUGUAAAUGGUCACGCAAAGGAUUUUUAAGAACCCGUUGGAUGAUACGAGGGACGGCAGUUGAGUUCGUCAACAUACAUCUGUUCCAUGACGCUUCUAAUUUGCUUGCUCUUGAACCAUUCCCUUCGGUGUAUUGUCGCAGUAGAAGACGAGCUUUACGGCACACUUUACGUCACUUGCACGCGGACGUCAACGCUGCGCCGUACUUCAUAUUUGGCGACUUCAACUUCAGGACGGACACUGGUGGAGUGGUUAAGAAAGUGACAGAAGAAUUGACGGCGUGUAGGCUACAGAAUGGUGCGAACGUAGACUCGGCUAAACUGCAAUACCGAGCGCAUAUCGACGACAGACUGGUGCUAACUAUCGGCAAGAAGGAAUUCGCCCACGCCGACCAUCAGAAAAUAUUCCGAGAGCCCUGGCUGCAACGUUUUGAUCGCGAAUUGGAGGCGUUAAGGCCUCACUUGUACGAAUUCCCCGUAAAAUUUCCACCUUCAUAUCCAUUCGAAGAGGACAUACAUCUUCCUACGCAUUACAUGAAGACCAGAUGUCCGGCGUGGUGUGAUAGGAUCCUGUUGUCUCAGUCUGCCAGACUGCUGGUACAGAAUCCAGAUCCUGCUCGGCCAGGAGAGAAUAGACAUUUGCAUGCAUCGAGGAAAUCUGUGGCGGAUUCAACUGACAGUAGUGGACGAGUCUCGUCAUCGGACAGUAGUCCGGCGCGAUCCGGUUCGCCUAUCAGGCAAAACAAUCAGAAUAGUCCGGGAAAAACUUUAGAGAAGAAAAGUAGUGUGGCAGAUCUAGACGCUUUGUCUGUGCCCGGCAUCAACGUUAGCAGGAAGAGUAUCGCUGAUCCAACUAGCGUACAGCAAGCUAUCAAUGCGAGGGCAUCGGAGUGUUCCGGUUCCCCGAUUCGUCGGAAACUAGUCCGCAACCAAUCGGAAGGAUCGCCCAAACCUAACGAAGCACUAUCAGCGGAACUUCGCCGACUAGUUGACGCGCCCGCAAGAAAAAGACAUGACUACGGCGUCAUAGGCGAUGCCGCCUGUAUGGGUGAUCAUAAGCCGAUCUACCUCCGCGUGAUGCUACAAAGCGACCGAGGUACCGUAAAGUGUAGUGAUCACAGAGCUCCUUGCACUGUUUGUCCCCCUCCAACGCGUCUCGCCUUCUCUCUCGCUCACCCCCGCUCCUCGCCUCUUAGGAGACUUCCCACCGAUCCCGACCUAUACAACAAACAGACUUAUUCUACCCGAUGCAUUAGUCAUCCCGAAAAGUUACCCGACCACCAUAGACUGAAAAGAUCACGCACUGGUUCCUUAAACGAGAUACUAUUAAGAAUACCCCACGUCGAAAUUACCAGCGCGGACUAUUCCAGUUACGAUGGCAUUUUCGUAAACGAAGUCGACACAGCCCUCCUAUCGGUCAGACGAUGCGUCGGCCCUUACACACCUGAAAGCGUAGAAUCUCAUACGCCUGACGUGGAAGCUUCCAGUACCGAAGAAAUACCGGAAAUCGUAGAUCUUGUUCCCAAAUUCGAUCCCAAAUCGAUUAAACUCCAUCGAGAUAGAAGUGUAUCUCCGACUCAAUUAAAAAAUCGAUUAGAUAAACUGUUGAAUAAUGAUAAGUACUCGAUCCCUGAAAUCCAGAGGCUCGAUAGUAGAGAAUCUUGUAAGUCAGGUAGCAGUAAAAGUGGAGGGCUGUGUUGUUUAGCCCUUAAAUGUUAUGGGUUUUGUAGAAGGAGGGCGCGACGAGUUGACUGUGGAUGUAGUGGCGUUAGUGACUGUUGCACAUGUUGA
This is a messenger RNA of Diatraea saccharalis (sugarcane borer), 2268 nucleotides long. The record is from the annotation of a GenBank genome assembly. NCBI's taxonomy places the organism in Eukaryota, Metazoa, Arthropoda, Insecta, Lepidoptera, Crambidae.